Messenger RNA from Scedosporium apiospermum, 6597 nucleotides. Its product is annotated as Pre-mRNA-splicing factor brr2. Gene Ontology annotation, cellular component: nucleus. Bases 1 to 6597 code for a protein of 2198 amino acids. The record is from RefSeq and is a predicted model, not a curated record. The transcript has 2 exons. Lineage: Eukaryota; Fungi; Ascomycota; Sordariomycetes; Microascales; Microascaceae. Gene Ontology annotation, molecular function: ATP hydrolysis activity; ATP binding; nucleic acid binding.
AUGGCCGACCCACGAGAUGUGUCGCAGUACAAGUACUCGGCCAUGUCCAACCUUGUCCUCAAGGUGGACCGGCGACUUAUCAACCGGCCCACGGACAAGGCGACAGGCGAGCCAGAGUCUAUUGCCGGUCGCUUGACGAUCAAAGAUAUGGGGUCGCGCGUCGGCCGCGAAGCCGCGCCGAAACCGAAGACCCUUCCAGAUGUUGAGAGAGGAAGCAUACAAGAAGGCCGAGAUGUGUUGUUAAGAGACCAAAGGAAGCGCAAGGCCGAUGGCCAGUUACGGGGGAAUGGUAUUCUGGGCGCAGCAGAUCUCGCCAUCGAAGGCAUCCAAUACCGUCCACGGACAGCCGCCACGCGCGCGACCUUCGACCUUAUCCUAACACUCGUCGCCAACAGCUUAGGCGACGUACCCUACGAAGUGGUGCGAAGCGCUGCCGACGCCGUCUUGGAGUAUCUCAAAGAUGAGGACAUGAAGGACUUUGAUAAGAAGAAGGAGAUCGACGAGAUUCUGGGCAUAACACUGAGCCCGAAGCAGUUCAACGACCUUGUCAAUCUAGGCAAGAAAAUCACCGACUACGAUGCGCAAGACGAAGAAGAAGAGGAUAGGGCAUCACAGGGCAGUGCCACCCUUGACGAUCGGCAAGGUGUCGCUGUUGCGUUCGAGGACGAAGACGAAGAGGAGGAGGAGAUUGUUCCUGAGGUCCGUGACUAUUCAUCUGAAGAAGAGGAGGAAGAAGAAGAGGAAGAAGAGGAAGCUGCGAGAGAAGCCGAUGCCGCUGACGCAGAGGCAUUACGAGAAAGCGACGAAAUGGUUAUCGACUCUACUCUAGCAGACCAAGGGAAGCAAGAUGGGGAGACCACUGUACCAGCCCGGGAAAUAGAUGCCUUUUGGCUUCAGCGGCAAGUCGGCAAGAUCUAUUCUGACCCCAAAGAACAACACGAUAAAACCCAAGAGGCGCUGCGAAUACUCUCUGGCGAACCGGACGAGCCGGGUGGCGAAGAGAAGCCGUUGCGAGAAAUCGAGAACGACCUCAUGGAGCUUUUCGAAUACGAACACCACGAGCUCGUCCAGCUCCUUAUCGAGAACCGAGAGAAGGUCGUCUGGCUUACCAAGUUAGCGCGGGCUGUGAGCAACGAGGAGCGUGCUGCUGUCGAACGCGAAAUGGCUUCAGAAGGCUUGCAGUGGAUUCUCAAUGAACUACACGGGAAGAAGCCCGAGGAAGGCAAGAAGAAGCUUGAUAUCAAGAUGGACAUCGACGUCCCGGAAUCUAUCACCAACGGUGCCGCCAAGGCCGAGAAACCCGAAGGCCAGCUUGCAGGUGGGUUACAACCGCGGAAGCUCAUCAACCUAGACAAUCUCGUUUUCGACCAGGGCAACCAUCUCAUGACGAACCCAAAUGUAAAGAUACCUGCGGGUUCUACGAAGCGCACUUUCAAGGGCUAUGAAGAGAUCCAUGUCCCAGCACCGAAGAAGCGGAGUGACCCCAACGAUCCCCUUAUCCCGAUUACAGAGAUGCCAGAGUGGGCUCGUGUUCCCUUUAGUACCGCGAAGUCUCUGAACAGGAUCCAGUCGAAGUGCUAUCCCACGGCGUUCCAAGAUGAUGGAAAUAUGCUUGUUUGCGCUCCCACUGGCAGUGGUAAGACAAACGUAGCUAUGCUUACAAUUCUUAGGGAGCUCGGCAAGCACCGCGAUCCGGAGACUGGCAAUAUUGACCUGGAUAGCUUCAAAAUUGUAUACAUCGCCCCUCUGAAGGCCCUUGUCCAGGAACAGGUCGGGAACUUUGGCAAGAGGCUCCAGCCCUACGGUAUUACAGUUGAGGAACUUACUGGCGACCGCCAGCUCACGAAGCAACAGAUCGCGGAGACUCAGAUCAUCGUGACCACCCCAGAGAAGUGGGAUGUCAUUACUCGGAAAGCGACGGAUCUCUCCUAUACUGUUCUCGUCCGACUGAUCAUUAUUGACGAGAUCCACCUGCUACAUGAUGACCGUGGUCCAGUUUUGGAAAGCAUCAUAAGUCGUACCAUCCGCAAGACUGAGCAGACCGGUGAACCGGUCCGCCUAGUUGGCCUAUCAGCUACUCUGCCCAACUUCAGGGACGUAGCGAGCUUCCUCCGAGUUGAUAUGAAGACAGGACUCUUCCACUUUGAUGGAUCUUUCCGACCCUGCCCACUCCGCCAAGAGUUCAUCGGCGUCACAGACCGCAAGCCCAUCAAACAACUCAAGACAAUGAACGAUGUUACCUACAACAAGGUCCUGGAGCAUGUCGGUACCAAUAGGAACCAGAUGCUGAUCUUUGUUCACUCGAGAAAAGACACAGCCAAGACUGCCCGGUACAUUCGAGACAAGGCUUUGGAAAUGGAUACCAUUAACCAAAUUCUACGUCACGACGCUGGUAGCCGCGCUAUCCUGAACGAAGCCUCGGAGCAAGCUACUGAUAAGGACCUCAAAGAUCUUCUACCCUACGGAUUCGGAAUCCAUCAUGCCGGCAUGAACCGAGCCGACCGUACCGAUGUCGAGGAUCUCUUCGCCCAAGGUUCUAUUCAGGUCCUUGUUUGUACUGCUACGUUGGCUUGGGGUGUAAACCUUCCUGCGCAUACAGUCAUCAUCAAGGGUACACAGGUUUACUCUCCCGAGAAGGGUAGCUGGGUUGAGCUUAGUCCUCAGGACGUUCUACAAAUGCUUGGUCGUGCGGGCCGGCCUCAGUUCGAUACCUACGGAGAGGGCAUUAUCAUAACGACGCAAAGCGAGAUGACGUAUUAUCUAUCGCUCUUGAAUCAACAAUUACCCAUUGAGAGUCAGUUUGUGAGCCGCCUGGUCGACAAUCUGAAUGCAGAAGUUGUGCUUGGUAAUGUCCGAACGCGAGACGAGGGAGUAGAGUGGCUUGGGUACACGUAUCUCUUCGUCCGUAUGCUUCGGUCACCAGGCCUUUACCAAGUCGGGGCGGAAUAUGAAGACGACGAAGCCCUCGAACAAAAACGAGUUGAUCUCAUCCACUCGGCGGCCACCGUCCUCCGAAAGUCGGGCCUGGUCAAGUAUGAUGAAAAGACGGGGAAGCUACAGGCUACUGAACUGGGUCGUAUUGCUUCUCAUUACUACAUCACCUACGGCUCGAUGGAUACCUACAACACCCUGAUUCUUCCGGGCAUUACCACCAUUGAGCUCUUCCGAGUAUUCUCGCUCAGCGCCGAAUUCAAGUUCAUUCCCGUCCGACAAGACGAAAAGGUUGAACUUGCGAAGCUUCUUAGCCGAGUUCCGAUCCCCGUCAAGGAGAGUAUCGAAGAAUCCCACGCCAAGAUCAAUGUUCUUCUACAGGCCUACAUUUCUCGGCUUCGCUUGGAGGGUUUCGCUCUCAUGGCCGACAUGGUCUACGUUACUCAAUCUGCAGGGCGAAUCUUGCGUGCCAUCUUCGAAAUCACCUUGAAGAAGGGCUGGGCUGAUGUUGCAAAGACAGCCCUCGACCUAUGCAAGAUGGCAGAGAAGAGGAUGUGGCCGACGAUGACACCACUUCGCCAGUUCCCCAGCUGCCCUCGCGACAUCAUCCAAAAGGCAGAACGAGUUGAGGCCCCUUGGAGUGCAUACUUCGACCUUGACCCUCCAAGGAUGGGAGAACUCCUCGGUAUGCCGCGACACGGCCGGACUGUCUGUGGACUAGUCGCCAAGUUCCCCAGACUGGAGGUGCAGGCCCUCGCGAAGCCCCUCACGAGGUCAAUGAUGCAUAUAACUCUUGAAAUAGCGCCAAACUUUGAGUGGGACGAUGAAGUCCACGGCGCAGCAGAGAGCUUUUGGAUCAUUGUCGAAGACUGCGAUGGAGAGCGGAUCCUCUACCAUGAUCAAUUCAUCCUCCGAAGGGAGUACGCGACGGCUGAAGAUAACCGCCACAUCGUAGACUUUACCGUGGAAAUUUUGGAACCCAUGCCACCCCAUUACUUCGUCUCCUUGAUUUCAGAUCGAUGGAUGGCCUCGGAAACUAAGCUGGCUCUCUCUCUUCUGAACCUCAUCCUACCAGAAAAGUUCCCGCCGCAUACUGAGCUCCUUAAGCUUCAGCCUCUCCCCGUGUCCGCGCUCAAGGUUGAACAAUACGUCAAGCUAUACCCUGACUGGCAAAAUUUCAAUCCUAUCCAGACUCAAACGUUCAAUUCGCUGUAUAGCACUGACGACAAUGUACUUGUCGCUGCGCCCACCGGAUCCGGGAAGACUGUCUGCGCAGAAUUCGCCCUUCUCCGUCACUGGGCGAAGAGCUCGGCCGGUAAAGCCGUAUAUAUCGCCCCCUACCAAGACCUUGUUGACAUACGGUUGCGCGACUGGGAGAAGCGGCUUAGCCAUUUGCGUGGCGGCAAGUUGAUUGUGAAGCUCACGGGUGAGACGGCAACCGAUCUUGACCUGCUCAAUAGGGGUGACCUGAUCUUGGCCACACCGUCUCAGUGGGACGUUCUGUCGCGCCAGUGGAGGCGGCGCAAGAACGUCCAGCUGGUCGAGCUUCUCCUUGCCGACGAGCUGCAUCUCCUAGGAGAGAAUCUGGGGUACGUCUACGAAGUCGUCGUGUCCCGGAUGCAGUACAUCAGUGGCCAGACGGAGCACCCUCUGCGAACGGUGGCUCUCAGCGUCUCCCUCGCGAACGCGAGAGAUUUUGGGUCUUGGAUCGGCGCGAAGAAGCACGACGUGUACAACUUCAGCCCGUUUGUCCGGCCCCUGCGACUCGAGCUUCAUCUUCAAUCCUUCUCAAUCCCCCAUUUCCCUUCUCUCAUGUUAGCAAUGGCGAAGCCCACCUACCUUGCCAUAACACAAAUGUCGCCGAAUCAACCGGCCUUGGUUUUUGUCCACAGCCGAAAGCAGACUCGGCAAACGGCUCGAGAUCUUCUUGCAGCCUGUUAUGCGGAUGACUACGAAGACCGUUUCCUUAAUGCUGAAGGCGACCAGCUCAAGCGCAUUCUCGAUCACAUUGACGAGGAACCUCUCCGUGAAGCCCUAUCUCAUGGUGUCGGCUACUACCACGAGGCUCUCAGCCAGAGCGACCGGCGCAUCGUCAAGCAUCUCUAUGAUAGAGGAGCUAUUCAGGUCUUGGUCGCGUCUCGUGACGUUUGCUGGGAGCUGGACUGCACUGCCCACCUAGUGGUGGUUAUGGGCACUCAGUAUUUCGACGGGCAAGAACACCGCUAUGUGGACUAUUCUAUGAGCGAGGUCCUACAUAUGUUCGGCAAGGCCUUGCAGCCUUUGGAAAAGAAGAGCCGCGGCGUGCUCAUGGUACCAGCAGUGAAGCGAGAGUUCUACAGCAAGUUCUUGAGGGAGGCGCUUCCGGUAGAGUCGCACGUUCCCGAUAACCUCCACGAUACGUUUGUCACUGAGAUCAGCACCAAGAUGAUCCAGUCGGCCGGCGAUGCUGUCAACUGGACCACCUUCACCUACUUCUACAGGCGCCUGCUUGCCAACCCAAGCUACUACGGCCUCAGCGAACUAACGGAUGACGCUCUCGGUCGCUUCAUUUCCGACCGGGUAGAAGAGACGUUCAGCCAGUUGAACGAGGCGAAGAUUAUCGAGUACGAUGAGGAGGACGGCUCCGUCGUGCCCUUGAACGCAGCCAUGAUCGCAGCAUACUACAACAUCUCCUACGUGACCAUGGAAACCUUCCUUCUCUCGCUCACUGGUCGCACGAAGCUCAAGGGAGUCCUCGAAGUUGUGACGUCCGCCACGGAGUUUGAGGCAAUCCAGCUAAGGAGACACGAAGGCGGAAUUCUACGCCGUAUAUACGAGAAACUUCCCGUCAAGAUGUCGGGAGACGUCAACCUGGACUCAGCGCAUUUCAAGGCUUUCGUCCUGCUUCAAGCACACUUUUCAAGGCUCCAGCUGCCUGUCGAUCUCAUCAAGGACCAGGAGGUUAUCCUAUCCAAGGUGCUCGGCCUUCUCAGUGCAGCCGUCGACAUCCUUUCUUCCGAAGGACACCUCAAUGCCAUGAACGCCAUGGAAAUGUCACAGAUGGUGGUACAGUCCAUGUGGGAUCGCGAUAGCCCGCUCAAGCAGAUCCCUCACUUUACGGACGAUACUGUCAAAGCCGCUCAUAAGUUCGGAAUUAAGGACAUUUUCGAUUUCAUGGAGGCAAUGAACCCUGAAGAGAAUCCUGAUUACAGCUCGCUGGUCAAGGCUCUAGGUCUCACCAACAAUCAGCUAGCGCAGGUUGCCGACUUCACCAACAACAAGUACCCCGAUAUCGAAAUGGAGCACGAGAUCGAGGACGAGGACGAGAUCCGCUCGAACGAGCCGGCGUACUUGAACAUUCGGAUUCAGCGCAACAUUGAAGAGGACGAUGAAGUGGACCCGACGGUCCAUGCGCCAUUUUACCCCGCGAAGAAGAUGGAAAAUUGGUGGCUGGUUGUCGGCGAAGAGAGCACCAAGAGCCUUUUGGCGAUCAAGAGGGUGACAAUUCUGAGGAAACUUGACGUAAAGUUGGAGUUUACGGUACCUACGGAGGGCAAGCAUGAUCUGAAGCUCUAUCUCAUGAGUGACAGUUAUAUGGGCGUGGAUCAAGAACGGGAGUUUACUGUCACGGCAGCAGAGGGUAUGGACGUCGACGAGGAGGACGAGGAAGACGAGGAUGAAGAGUAA